CACGAUUCAGAAUUGUAAUAUUCUUGUUUGCUAGUUCCACGCCGGUGAAGUUCUGACUUCUGUUCUGUUCUUGUUGUGACCAUUGAAGAAUUCCCCAUAACCACAUUUGCUACUGCUGCGCUAAGAUUAACCCACUAGAAGAACGGAAUAGUGAAUAUAUCAGGCUUUUCAGGUUACGAUUGCCGAUUUACGCAAAUUACAUCGGACAUUGCCCGGCAGUUUGACCUGCCAGAACGUCAGAGCAAGUUGAAUACAAUGCUAAGAGAGGAGGGAUUGAAGGAUGAACAAGUAUACUGUAUAUGCCGUACUUCAGAUGUGUCCAGGUUUAUGAUAGGAUGUGACAAGUGUGAGGAGUGGUAUCAUGGUGAUUGUAUCAAUGUAACAGAAUUAGAAGCAAAUAAAAUCAAAAAGUUCUUCUGCAAUAGAUGUAGACUCAAGGAGCCUUCAUUAGAAAUCAAAUAUAAGCAGAAAAAACCUCACCACCAUCAUCAUGAAGACAACAAGCACUACAAGGACAAUGAAAAGAGGGAUAAAGAGAGCAAAGAGAAGAGAGACAAGGAAAAAAAUGACAAAAUUAAGAAAGAAAAAGAUAAACAUCGCUCAGACAAGCAUUCUUCAUCAAAAAGCAAAAAUAGUGGGAGAAGUGGUAGUCAUCGUUGCGGUGCUUGUGAGGCUUGCUAUCAACGUGAAGAUUGUGGUCGGUGUGAGAACUGCAAGGAUAUGGCGAAAUUUGGUGGGCCUCACAAACUUCGACAAAAGUGCAAGAAGAGGCAGUGCCAUAAUUUUGUUCAGUUGGCUCAGAAGAACAAAAACAACAACAGUACCAUUAAGAAACACCGUGACUACGAAAUGGAAAAGCCUGCAAAUUCGCUCCCACGAUCGUUGGAUUUAGUCGAUGAAUAUAUGACUGUUUUGAAAGACAAGAAUGAGUUUAGUGAUGAGGAAUCAUGGGAGCCAGGAAAGAAAUCUAAAGAAGUUCCUCCAUUCCUGGACCGUAACAAGAACAAGGAGAAGGAGAUCAAGACCCACCCCCAGAAGCGUAAAGAGCAGAGUAUUGUCUCAAAGAAGAGGAAAGGUAGGCACGAUCAACCUUCUUCAGAUUCAGAUUCAGAUGGAGGAUGGCCCAAGGGGGAAGGUGGCAUUAAUAGACAGUGUUUUGGACCUCAGUGUGUAAAACCGUGCCGUCCAAACAGCAAGUACUGUAGCGAUGAAUGUGGUUUAAAAUUAGCAGAAGCAAGAAUAUACUCGGUCCUGCCACAGCGAAUUCAGGAGUGGAAGAUGAGUGAAUGUGAGGCGGAAAAGCGAGACAUCAGACAAUUGGAAAAAAUAAGAAGACAACAACUUGAAGCUCGAGAAGUGUUGCAGCAGUUAGAUCACCGGCAUUUGGAAUUGGACAAACUAAUAGAAAGAGGGAAGAAUGAAGUUAUAGAUCCACAUGCAGAUGAUGGAAACGAUGAAGAGGGUGGUGAUGGAGUGUACAUUUACUGUGUAACCUGUGGUCAUGAAGUACAGGCUAGGAGAGCUGUAAGGCAUCUGGAGAAUUGCUUCAAUAAGUUAGAAAGUCAGACUACCUUUGGGUCUAUGUACAAAACACGGAUAGAAGGUAACAAUAUGUUUUGUGACUAUUAUAAUUCGAGCACUCUUACAUAUUGCAAAAGAUUGCGAGUUAUGUGCCCAGAACAUACCAAAGCUCCUACAGUUUCAGAUAAAGAAGUUUGUGGUGCACCUUUAACAGCUAAUGUCUUUGAUGAGACGGGUAAAAUAUGCCUUGCUUCUAAAAAGAAGUGUUUGCGUCAUUAUUGCUGGGAGAAGAUGAGAAGGGCAGAAAUAGAUAUGGAAAGAGUCAGACAGUGGUUGAAGCUUGAUGAGCUUUUAGAGCAAGAACGUUUAGUACGACAGGCGAUGACCAAUCGUGCAGGGGUCCUUGGUCUGAUGCUCCACUCAACGUAUGACCACGCUUUAGCAGAAAAGCUACAACAGUCGCAGCAGUACCAUCAAAAUAGUGAUCAUCAGUAUCAUUCUGGUCAUAAGCAUCCCAGAACAUCACACAGCAGUCAUCCGAAGUCCUCUUCAAAUAAUGAUACUUCAAAGACUCAAAAUCGACAUCAGCACUCAUCACAACAUUACUCCCACAGUGAUCACAGGUACCACAACGAAGUUUAUCACCAACCACAACAACAACAGCAACCUCAGCAUCAUCAUGUAGAUCAUCAGUACCACAAUCGUGAGCGAAAGCAUCAUCACUCUGACCAUCAGUAUCAUUCUAGUCGUGAAAAGAAAAGUACUGAAGAUAGGUUUCAUAAUGAUCAUCAGUAUUAUUCCAGCAAGAAACAUAAGUAAGGAAUGUAUUCUUCAGACUGAAAGUUUAUUUUUGUGUCUUAAGUUUUUCCUAAUUUAUACUCUUAUUAGAUCUGUAAAAAGUUUUCUACAUAACAGUAUUGUAAAUCUGUUUAUAAUAUAUAAGCCUAAAGUGUA
Messenger RNA from Macrobrachium nipponense, 2475 nucleotides. RefSeq names its product CXXC-type zinc finger protein 1-like. Gene Ontology annotation, cellular component: Set1C/COMPASS complex. The transcript has 12 exons. Gene Ontology annotation, molecular function: DNA binding; zinc ion binding. Bases 256 to 2340 code for a protein of 694 amino acids. NCBI's taxonomy places the organism in Eukaryota, Metazoa, Arthropoda, Malacostraca, Decapoda, Palaemonidae. The record is from RefSeq and is a predicted model, not a curated record.